GAUUAUCUGCUGGUCUGAAACGAGGAGUCAACCUGAACACAGGUGGGACGCGACCCGACCUUAGGACUGUACCUGACCCACCACCGUGUCUGGACGAACCGAAGCGAGUGUGGCAGAAGCAGAACUCCAGCAUCGCAGCAGUAUGAAGCUGGGUUGCAGUGAGCGUCUUUUGCACUGAGCAGUAUGGAUUCUGCUCCUCCACCCAGAGAAGACCCCAGUGGCUCAUUAGCACAGCGCUGGAGGCUAACACCCACAUAGGACGCACUUUUAGACUCUGAACCGAGGACCAGCUUCCAUGUACAGACACAGGAUCAUCUUUGUUCAUUUACAAGCAUCAGAAGAGGAAGCGAUGGCGUGAGGCCGAGCGCCACAGGUGUAGCACCGCAUUUUAUCAGCAGUCUCCUGGAUCAAGACCUUGAACCAUGCCCUGUCUGUGACCGGUGCUCCGGCAGAGUACCUGGUCCGAGGAGUGGUGGACUCUGACCAUGUCUUUACUCUGGGCCCUGAGCAUCGUCUGUGGAUCGGUGCUCCAUUUUGCAUUGGGUGAACUCGACUCUCGCUACUGUAUCCCACGCAAGACCGUCCCCUACCAGAAUGAUCUAAAGCAGUUCAGAGAAGAAGGAAUCUAUAACUACUCCACGAUGCUGAUGAGGGACGACAUUGGCGUGCUGCUUUUGGGGGCCAGGGGCGUUAUCUACGCUCUGGACAUCAACAACAUCUCUGUCAAAAAGUCAGAGGUGUACUGGAGAGUCACAGAUGAGAAGCAGAGGGAGUGCAAGUACAAAGGAAAGCAUGCUGAGGUGGAAUGCCGAAACUAUAUUCGAACCCUCCACAAAGUGAAUGAUACUACUAUGUUUGUCUGCGGAACAAAUGCGUUCAGCCCCAUCUGUGACUACAUGACAUACACCAAUGGACAGUUGAGACUGGAGGGAAAGCAGGAGGAGGGAAAGGGGAAGUGUCCUUUCGACCCCUUCCAGAGAUACUCCUCCCUCAUGGUCGGAAGUGACCUGUAUUCUGCCACAUCCAUCAACUUCUUGGGGUCGGAGCCAGUGGUCCUGCGCAGCUCAAACUUGGCCCUUCGUACUGAGUUUAAGAGCUCGUGGCUCAGUGAGCCAAAUUUCAUCUACAUGGACUUUGUGCCUGAGAGUGAAGCUAGCGCAGAUGGAGACGAUGACAAAGUCUACUUGUUUUUCAGCGAGAACGCCAUGGAGUAUGACUUCUACAGCAAAGUGGCUGUGUCACGAGUGGCGCGAGUCUGCAAGGGGGAUAUGGGCGGACAGCGGACGCUGCAGAGGAAAUGGACCUCGUUCCUGAAAGCCCGUCUGGAUUGUUCCCUCCCUGGACCCAGCCUGCCCCCAAUUGUCCAGGACGUCUUCCUGCUCAGGCAUGAGGACUGGAGGCAGAGCGUCUUCUACGCCGUCUUCACUCCACAGUCGAGUCUGUCACAGGUCUCUGCAGUCUGUGCUUACAGCGUGUCUGCCACAAGAGACAUCUUCAAUGAGGGAAAGUUCAAGACCCCGGUUGCUGUGGAGACGUCCCAUGUGAAGUGGGUGAUGUACACUGGAGAGGUCCCGGUCCCCAGACCCGGAGCAUGCAUCAACAAUGUGGCUCGGAAGAUGGGAAUGAACCGCUCGCUGGACCUUCCCGACAAAACCCUCCAGUUCAUCAGGGACCGUCCCCUUAUGGAUGAAAUUGUUCGCCCUCUCACAGGGGGGCCGCUGCUGCUCAAACAGGGAGCCUUGCUGACUCGGAUUGUUGUGGACAGGGUUCAGGCCCUGGACGGAGAGAAACACGCCGUCAUGUUUAUUGGCACUGAAAACGGUUAUGUACAUAAAGCUGUCAACUAUGUCGGCGAGAUGUUCAUCAUAGAGGAGAUUCAGGUGUUUCGAACAGCUGAGCCCAUCAGCGUCCUGCGCCUCCUAUCUCACAAGGGCCAACUUUUCGCUGGAUCAAAGUUUGGUGCCGUCCAGAUUCCCAUCAGCAACUGCAGCCGUUAUGACACUUGUGUGGACUGCAUCUUGGCCAGAGACCCCUACUGUGUCUGGGACUUGUCCAUGAAACAGUGCUCCUCAGUCUACACUUCGUCCCCCUCUGACUCAGUACAGAGUCUGAAGGAGGGAGACCUCUCAAAAUGUCCUAAUUUAGGUCCGGUUGCCGUUGUGGACGUAACACUGGUUCCAGGGAACAACAUCCGCCUGACCUGCCAGCUCCACUCCAACUUGGCGAAAGUCCUGUGGCGAUUCUCUGAUGAAGCACUUCACACCAGCAACAAAUACUACGUCUUCAGCUGGGGUCUUCUCAUCCUGAAUGCCUCCAAGUCAGACUCAGGAUUGUACUCGUGUGUCUCGGUGGAAUGGAUCGGCGGGAGGACAUACAACCGCACUGUUGCAGUUUAUCGCUUACAGCUACACACGGGGGUGGACCUCAGCUCCACUCCUGGCACUGGGGUGAAAAAUUCCACAGAGCCCUCAGAGCCUCCCAACACAGCCGCUCCAGAUCCAGAGGACCCUCAGACUCCCGAGAACCAGAGCGAAACCAGCCGAGUGGCUCGCUUAGAAGUUGCAGUGGCCCUGCUGGCGCUCCUCUGCCUGGCCUUGAUGGCUGUCAUAUUUUGGUUCUGGGGUCGAAGGCGAUUUCUCAAGCUUGCAAAGCCUUCGAAGGAGAGCGAGGUAAAGAGGCCGUCUGCCGAGUAUAUGCACAUCCCCAACAGAACUUCAGAGAUAAAGCUCUUGGGGCCUGAACCAGGGAGACCCUGUAUUGCCAACAAUAACCACUCUGUUGUGGACUUCAAAGGCAAUGGAGAGCACCACUUCACACCCAUGGCCAACAUCUCCAGCCUGGAGGGACUGGGAUUUAUAAACGAUGAGUCAGAGAUUUGACACUGCUUCAUGAUGGAGUGCACUGACUGUAUUCCAUAUGUGCACUUGGAACACGACGCAUCCUUCUGGUUUCCUCUUCCAUUUCCUCAUGGGCAGCUGCAUCUCUCAGACCCUAAUGAAACCGUUUUUAUGCAAGUAUUUUUGUACAAUGAUAAAAUUGUAAUAUAAACUGUACAGCCAACAACUUUCAGCUAUUUAUUUGUUGAAAUAUUGUUUUAUACAAUUCACGCUGUGAGGUUUGUACAUAGCAGACACUGUCACUUCCAUCUCCAGGCACAUUUCAUUUUGCCAGUGUGUGGCGACGUCUCGAAUCAGAUGUUGUCUCGUCAAAUUUCUGAAAUUGUCUGAAUUAUUUUCUGGAGAAAUCACUUCUCCUGUCAGUCAGUUUUGUACUCUGUUAUUGAAAUGUCAAUAAAAGGAAAGCUGUAUUUCAAAUUGUUGUGAUUAUGUGAUGCCUGGAAAGUUUGUUUAUUGUUUUUCAAAGAAUGAAACUGCACAUCCCAUGUGAUUCAAAAGACGACACGGACUGCACCGCCUUGUCUCCUCAGGCUCCAAAUUUGGGGGUCCUUGAUGGAAAAGGCUCUUUCAAAUUCAUCCCCAUCUUUGAAACACUCGUGAUCACGCAAAUACGAGGGGAGCUAA
Molecule: messenger RNA, 3521 nt
Organism: Synchiropus splendidus (mandarinfish)
Lineage: Eukaryota; Metazoa; Chordata; Actinopteri; Syngnathiformes; Callionymidae
Exons: 14
Coding region: 486-2879 (797 amino acids)
Biological process (GO): positive regulation of cell migration; neural crest cell migration; negative regulation of axon extension involved in axon guidance
Molecular function (GO): chemorepellent activity; semaphorin receptor binding
Source: RefSeq, a predicted model, not a curated record